AUGGAACUCUUUCCAUUGUUGUUGCCAGUCGAUACAACAUUCAGAGACUAUAAAGGAUUCAUUCUGUUUCAAGGCAAGCAGUAUCCUGUUGAGAUUGGUAUAUCUAGUAUUAGGGAGUCGAUUGAGGAUUAUCUACAUCACUUCUUUUAUGAACUCAAGGACAUACUAGAUAGGAUACAACCAACUCGAAGUAGUACUAGCAACAACAACAACAAUGAUGGUUAUGAUAAGAAUCAAUCUAUGUUACAGAAUAACAACAGCCUACCAUUCGAAGUCUAUGCAUUGGUGUUGAAUGAGAUUGAUCAACUUGGUUGGGGCAACGUCGUAGAGAUUGACAAGUCACUCAGUACAUUCAGCAUUUCAUUGCGCGAUGCAAAGAGACGAGAAGUGUUGAUGCGCUUCAUCAUCCCCAACGACUAUCCAACCGCGCCUCCAACAAUCCGCGCAAACCUACCCUCGUUGCUCACACCCAGUACUCAUCAUCACAACAACAACAACAAUGAUAAUACCACGGCGGCAAAGGGCGGAUCAGUCACACCAUCGAUGGGCCACUCACUCAGAACAUCGGUCGCGGCUGUCGAGCGACAGGUCGAGCAGUUGCAGCCAUUCUUUGACGCCAUGGAGGAGAUUGAUCGAAUGACUUGGGUGUUGGAGCCCGAGCAUCCGCAGCGCAGUGACACAGCGCGUCGCAUUGCCCUCGGCAACAACUGCUCGCUAUCAAUCGAUGUCAAUCCAUUGUCACCUCUGACGUUCCCCGACUGCCGUUUCCUCGGCCCCGAGCGCGCCGUGGCUCCCCUGCGCCAGAAGCUCAACAGCAACCUGUCCAAGUGGCGGCCGCUCGAUCCCAGCCUUCUGGGCAACUUCCAGGCGUUGCUCGAGAUGGAGUUCCCGGUGAAGCAGGUGUCCAACAUCAGUGACUUUAUCAUCGAGUGCAGUAUAUGUUAUUCACAUCGACUGGGUGGCGAUGGAACCAUUCCGGACAUCAUCUGCAACAAUGCACGCUGUCAGAAGCAGUUCCAUCACAGCUGUCUCUUUGAAUGGCUUCGAUCACUACCCAACGUCAAUCAUUCAUUCGACACACUCUUUGGCUCAUGUCCCUAUUGUUCCGAUCCAAUAUCAGUCAAAGGUCAUCUAAAGUAG
Messenger RNA from Acytostelium subglobosum LB1, 1140 nucleotides. RefSeq lists its product as hypothetical. Gene Ontology annotation, molecular function: ubiquitin protein ligase activity. The record is from RefSeq and is a predicted model, not a curated record. The coding region runs from base 1 to 1140 and encodes 379 amino acids. Gene Ontology annotation, cellular component: nucleus; Fanconi anaemia nuclear complex. The transcript has 3 exons. Lineage: Eukaryota; Evosea; Eumycetozoa; Acytosteliales; Acytosteliaceae. Gene Ontology annotation, biological process: protein monoubiquitination; interstrand cross-link repair.